This is a messenger RNA of Cynocephalus volans (Philippine flying lemur), 2902 nucleotides long. RefSeq names its product WASP homolog associated with actin, golgi membranes and microtubules (gene WHAMM). Gene Ontology annotation, biological process: endoplasmic reticulum to Golgi vesicle-mediated transport; Arp2/3 complex-mediated actin nucleation. Gene Ontology annotation, molecular function: Arp2/3 complex binding; actin binding. The record is from RefSeq and is a predicted model, not a curated record. The transcript has 10 exons. Lineage: Eukaryota; Metazoa; Chordata; Mammalia; Dermoptera; Cynocephalidae. Gene Ontology annotation, cellular component: endoplasmic reticulum-Golgi intermediate compartment membrane; cytoplasm. The coding region runs from base 103 to 2511 and encodes 802 amino acids.
UUCUAGGGAAGAAUGUGUCGGUUCGGACCGUCCUGUGGCUGGGGGUGCGAAGAGGCCAGGCCCGGAAGAACCGAGCCCUCGGGCCGCUGACCGCCGGCGACAAUGGAGGACGAGCAGCCCGACAGCUUGGAGGGCUGGGUGCCGGUCCGCGAGGACCUCUUUGCCGAGCCCGAGCGGCACCGGCUGCGCUUCCUCGUGGCCUGGAACGACGCAGAGGGCAAGUUCGCGGUGACUUGUCACGACCGCACGGCGCAGCGGCGGCGGUGGCGGUGCGAGGGGAGCCGACCGGGGCCGGGGCCGGAGCCCGAGCCCGAGCCCGCCGCGCCUCCACCCAGCUGGGCCGGCCUGCUCUCGGCCGCCGGACUUCGCGGCGCGCACCGGCAGCUGGCGGCGCUGUGGCCGCCUCUGGAACGCUGCUUCCCGCGGCUGCCGCCGGAGCUGGACGUGGGCGGCGGCGGGGCCUGGGGCCUGGGGCGCGGGCUGUGGGCGCUGGUGUGGCCGGCGCGCGCGGGCCCCGGCGAGGCGGCGCUGCAGGAGCUUUGCCGGCAGCUGGAGCGCUACCUGAGCGAGGCCGCCGACUGCUGCGGCGGCGCCACCGUGCGCCACGCGCUCUUCCCGGCCCAGGGCGACGCGGCCGACUGCGAGAGCCUGCGCGAGUUCCGGGAGAGGGCCCUGCGCGCGCGCUGCGACGAGGCGGGCGCGCGGCUGCGCCAGGUUCUUCAAGAACACGGAAAAGCCAACACCAUGGUAGCAUUAAUGAAAGCUUAUGAUGAGGAAGAUGAAACAUACCAGGAAUUCGUUACUGCAGCAACCACGUUCUUCCAGUAUUUACUGCAGCCAUUUAGGGAUAUGCGAGAAGUUGCAACUUUAUGUAAGCUUGAUAUUUUGAAGUCCUUGGAUGAGGAUGACCUGGGUCCUAAAAGGAUAGUUGCCCUGCAGAAAGAAGCCAAAGAAUGGACCAGACAGGCUGAAGAAGCUGUUGCCUCUAUUCAAGAUAUCACAGUGAAUUAUUUUAAGGAAACAGUGAAAGCAUUAGCAGGAAUGCAGAAACAAAUGGAACAGGAUGGAGAGAGAUUUGGCCAGGCUGCCUGGGCUACUGCAAUUCCCAGAUUAGAAAAACUCAAGCUAAUGCUAGCUCGAGAGACUCUGCAACUCAUGAGAGCCAAAGAGUUGUGUUUAAAUAACAAAAGAAGUGAAAUUCAGGGAAAGAUGGAAGAUCUUCCAGAACAAGAAAAAAAUAUAGAUGUUGUAGAUGAAUUAGAAAUACAGUAUUAUGAAAUUCAAUUAGAACUGUAUGAGGUUAAAUUGGAGAUAGUAAAAAAUGAAGAAAUACUUCUUAUUACACAGUUGGACUCUAUUAAAAGACUUAUAAAAGAAAAACAUGAUGAAGUUGUCUAUUAUGAUCCAUGUGAAAGUCCAGAGGAACUUAAAGUCAUUGAUCAUGUGGUGGGGCUGCAGGACACUAAGAAUUUGGAGGUGAAAGAACUCAGCCGGCAGUGCCAGCGGCUGGAGUCUAAACGAGGCAGGAUCUGUGCCAGAAGAGCCUAUCUCAGGAACAGAAAGGAUCAAUGCAAAGAAAAUCAUCAGCUCAGAUUACAACAGGCUAAAGAAAGUAUAAGAUAUUUUCAUCAGCAUCAUAGUAUUCAGAUGAAAAGAGAUAAGAUAAAAGAAGAGGAGCAAAAGAAGAAAGAAUGGAUAAACCAAGAGCGCCAGAAAACGCUCCAACGAUUGAGAGCAUUUAAAGAGAAAUGUCCAGCUCGGUCUGCCCUCAAAAACUCUUGCUUGGGACCUGUGGCUCCAAACCUGCCAGGGGGCUGUCCCCAGCAGAUGUCUUCACCAGCCUCUAAGCCAGUGUCAGCAAUUCACCUGCCCUCCAGGAAAACCAGAAGUGCUCCCUUAUGUGAAGUUAGUAAUGUGAAAACCCCCGAGUGUCAAGACUAUCUUGGAAAUAUCCCUGUCCAGAUUUUUGUUCCAGUUGGUGACCAAACGCAUUCCAAAUCCAGUGAGGAAUUGUCACUGCUACCACCACCAUCACUACCUCCUCCUCCUCCACCCCCACCGCCCCCUCUCCCUGCUCUGUCCUUGUCUUCUCAAGCUGCAGCUCAUUGGAACUUAAGCUUCAGGACUUCAGGAAAAGAUGAUCAGUCACUUCCUCUAGUGUGUGAAUCACGUGCUGAAAAACCACAUGAUCCCCUGGAAAGUUUUCAAUGCCCAGUUUCAGGCUCUAUGGAUGCGGUGCUGGCCUCCUUAAGGCACAACAAAACCCCUCUCCGGAAGGUGGAAGUGCCUGCAGUGCCCCCUCCCCACACCUCAGUCAAUGAGCACAUUCUGGCCGCCAUAAGGCAAGGGGUCAAGCUGAAGAAAGUUCACCCAGACUUUGGCCCGAGCCCCAGCAGCAAACCAAACAGUGACCUUGAGAGGAGCAUCAAGGCAGCGCUCCAAAGAAUCAAGAGAGUGUCUGCUGACUCGGAGGACAGCGAUGAGCAGAGCCCUGGCGAGUGGGACCAUUAAGCGCUUCUCCAGGUUUGACAAAGGCACCGCCACAGCGUGCAUGAAUGAAGCAAGGUGGGCCAAGGCCUUUUCCUGAAAAGCUUGUGAGCACGGGAUGCUGCUGCUUUCAGUUGACGUUGUGGCUCUUAAAACUGGGGAAGGAAGCAGAGAUGUGGCGACUCACACACUGACCUAUAGCUGAGAGAUAAAACGUACAGCAAGUGUUGCUGGCAUCAGAGAAUAGCAUGUAUUUUUCACAAGUGGUAAUCUAGACUCAUUCCCUGAUUCUGGAAGAAGUUUACUUUGGCAUACUCUACUACUCACUAUGUCCUCCUGUGUGUAGGGAUUAGUGGUUUCUCACAUUUAAAGAUUUCAAUGUGAACAUUAUUUUAGCAAUAAUCAGAAUAAAUUG